AUAUAUAUAAACGAAGAAAAAGUAAUGGAUGCAUGGUAUGGAUUAAGCAAUGGAGUUGCAGUGAUUGAAUUCAAGAUGGUCAUGGAUUCCCAUACUCAUUAACCCCAUUUUUCUAACGCCUCCCCCACGUGCAUACUUUAGCUCCCUCCUGAAUUCACUUCCACUAUUUUUAAAUAUAUAUAUAUAAACUAAGGAUUUGGAUCCAAUCGCAGACUCUCCUUGUACACAGACGCAAUCACAGACAGUAGUACUCCUCCCAAGUUGUUGAAGCAGCGAUCAAGAAAUAUUCUGGGAAGAUGGAAAAGUACGAGAUCGUGAAGGAUUUGGGAGCUGGGAAUUUUGGGGUGGCAAGACUCUUGAGGAACAAGGAGACUAAGGAGCUCGUGGCUAUGAAAUACAUCGAGCGCGGCCAAAAGAUUGAUGAGAAUGUGGCGAGAGAGAUUAUCAACCACAGAUCGCUUCGGCAUCCCAACAUAAUCCGUUUCAAGGAGGUGGUUUUGACACCGACGGAUUUGGCGAUUGUGAUGGAAUAUGCAUCCGGCGGAGAGCUCUUUGAACGAAUCUGCAAUGCCGGCAGAUUCAGUGAAGACGAGGCUAGAUAUUUCUUUCAGCAGCUGAUCUCUGGUGUUCAUUAUUGCCAUUCCAUGGUAGCAACCCUUUUCAUUCUCAAAAAGCUAGCUUUUUUCACUUACUUUCUCCUUUAUACUUUCUCUACAAUUAAAAGUACAGUUUGGAGAUACAAUUAUUAUUUUUUCCUCUUUAUUUUGCAGCAAAUAUGCCAUAGAGAUUUGAAGCUCGAAAACACACUUUUAGAUGGAAGCCCUGCGCCACGACUCAAAAUUUGUGAUUUUGGUUAUUCCAAGUCAUCCAUCCUGCAUUCAAGACCCAAAUCCACAGUUGGGACUCCUGCAUAUAUUGCACCAGAAGUUCUUUCUAGAAGAGAGUAUGAUGGCAAGUCGGCAGAUGUAUGGUCAUGUGGAGUAACUCUCUAUGUCAUGUUGGUGGGAGCAUACCCUUUUGAAGACCAAGAUGACCCCAGGAAUUUCAGAAAAACAAUUCAAAAAAUAAUGGCUGUUCAGUACAAAAUCCCAGACUAUGUUCACAUAUCUCAAGAUUGCAGGCAUCUUCUCUCUCGGAUAUUUGUUGCAAGUCCAUCGAGGAGAAUUACAAUCAAAGAAAUCAAGAACCACCCAUGGUUUUUAAAGAAUUUGCCAAGGGAGCUAACAGAGUCUGCUCAAGCUAUCUAUUACCAGAGAGACAAUCCUAGCUUUUCUCUUCAGAGUGUGGAUGAUAUAAUGAAAAUUGUAUCAGAGGCGAGAAAGCCACCCGCAUCAUCUAAGUCUAUUGGGCGCUUUGGCUGGGGAGCAGAAGCUGAAGAAAGUAAUGAAAACAUAGAUGCAGAAGUGGAGGAAGAAGAGGACGAAGAAGACGAGUAUGACAAGAGGGUCAAAGAAGUUCAUGCUAGUGGAGAAUUUCAUGUCAGUUAAGCAGUAUCAUCCUUCUCUAGCCAUAAGAUAAUUUAAGGGUUUAAAGUUGUGAAAGUUGCAUUUACCAAUGUGUAUAUAUAAUAUUUAAUAAGUAAUGCUCCAAUCUCAAAAAAAAAAAAAAAAAAAAAAUGUGGAUUCUAAAGUACUAGACCUCGUGUUCUAAUUUGUGUGGCACUUUGCAUGUAAUGUACUAUUUGUUUCCUUAUGGACCCAUAUGAAUGAAAAAAUGGUUGUCUUGUUACAUGGGAA
Carya illinoinensis is the source of this 1736-nucleotide messenger RNA. Its product is annotated as serine/threonine-protein kinase SRK2A. The record is from RefSeq and is a predicted model, not a curated record. Gene Ontology annotation, biological process: intracellular signal transduction; protein phosphorylation. The transcript has 9 exons. Gene Ontology annotation, molecular function: ATP binding; protein serine/threonine kinase activity. The coding region runs from base 297 to 1487 and encodes 396 amino acids. Lineage: Eukaryota; Viridiplantae; Streptophyta; Magnoliopsida; Fagales; Juglandaceae.